AUGGGGAUCGUCCAGAGUUUCCUGCCCCGGACCUGGAAGGACAACAGCGCUGUAGGGCCAGCCAUGGUAAUGGAUGAGGACAGCUUGAUGAUCCCCAUCACUGAAGAUGUCUAUGAAUUUCUUAAGAAAAGAGAGGACUGUCUAAGUAAUCUCAUUUUCAAAACGUUUGCUUGUCAGUUGAUCUUCAAAAGUACAAAUUGCACUGCUGAAGUAUACAGGAAAAAAAUAAAGGAGGGAGUUGACGUAUGUGUUUGUAAGGAUGAUCUCACAAGACACAAGGCAGAUGCUUUGGUGAAUGCAGCCAACGAACGCCUGAGUCAUGACGGGGGCCUCGCGCUCGCCCUUGUCAGUGCUGGAGGGCCAGAAAUACUACAGCAAAGCAAGCAUCAUAUUGUAAAGCAUGGCCAACUCAAAACUGGUGAAAUAGCAGUGACAGAUGGAGGGAGGCUGCCUUGUAAGAAAAUUAUUCAUGCAGUUGGUCCAAAGUGGAAUAUUUAUGACAAGGAAAAAUGUUGUAGCCUACUUCAGGAAGCUAUUAGGAAUGUUCUGCGGUAUGUUUGCGAUCCAGAACAUCGUAUAAAGUCUGUUGCCAUCCCAGCAGUGAGUUCAGGUAUUUUUGGCUUCCCACUCAGUUUGUGUGCUCAAGUGAUUGUAAUGGCUAUAAAGGAAUUUGUUGAGGCAAAUCCAUCAGGCUGUCUGAGGGAAAUCCGCCUGGUGAACAUUCUUCAGCCAACAGUUGCAGAAAUGAAGAAGGCCUGUGAAAAGUUUCUGGGUGGUACCAACUCAUUUCAGGAAACUCUUCCAGCUUUACCCAGCCAGCCUUCAUCAACUUUCAUCAAAUAUAAAGGCUUUCGCUUGCGCAUCAUAAAAGGAGUCCUUGAAGAGCAGCAGACCAAAGCUGCUGUUCAUUCUGUGCAUGUGGAUGGCAAAGGCUACCCUCCAGUUUCAAGAGGACUGCUGGAGAAAGCGGGUUCAGCUCUUCAGAAUGAACUUAAGUCUUCUUUUAGACACUCUACGUUUUAUAAGGCACUCAUAAAAACCAAAGGAUAUAAUCUGCCCUGUGAUGUGGUACUGCACAUUGUAUGGCCCCAACACCAGCACAGAGUGUUAGUGUGCGAGGAAUUAAAAGCUGCAAUGACAAGAUGCUUGGAUUCUUUAAGGGAAUUGCAAUGUUCCUCAGUUUCUUUUCCAGCAAUAGGGAUUUGGUCGGAAACGUUGUGUGCUGGGAUAGUGGCACAGAUCAUGGUUGAAGAGGUUUUAAAUUUUGCCAGGGCAUACCCUGAGAUGGAGAUGAACGUGCAGUUUGUCAUUGGCCCAAAUGAUUAUGAUAUCUAUCAGAUUUUCCAGAGACAGUUUAUUUCAGCAGCACAAAAACUGGAAGAAAUGACAUCUUACAAGAUAAGUGAUCACUUGAGUGCAGAGUCAGGCAGUAAAAGAGUAGAAGAGACUGCAAAUACCAAAUCAGCUAUCGAACUUAAAGGGAACACACGUACAGCAAUGGAAGCAGCAGAAUCAUGGAUCCAAAGUGUGCUACGAAUUCAGGAAAGUCACUGUGCUGUUAUUGAAAACAACUACAUUUUUAGCUUUGGUAGAAGUGAGUUUGCAGAACUGUCUCAGAAGCAGUAUUCUAGUGUGUGCAUAUCACAAAAAGUGCAAGAUGGAAAAGCAAGACUGGAAUUUCAGGGCCCUCCUGGUGCUGUGAUUGAUGCAGUGCUCACCACUGAAAAAUUACUGCUUCGUAUGCAGGACGAGACUGCAGCCCAACAAGAGGAACUGCUGAAACUAAUAUGCAAACCAGAAACAGGUCAGCUUUCAGGACACCUUCACAAGAAAAUUACUAUUGAAGACAUCCAGAUUUCACUGGUGGAAUCACACCUGCAGGAGUUUAAAGACAGACAAAAACAGUUUGAAAAAGCUGGGCUUCGUGUUCUCAAGAUUGAAAAGAUAAAUAAUCCUCUUUUAUCUGCUGCAUUCCAACAAAUGAAAAAAACAGCAGAAGAAAAACAUGGUACCUCCAAAAUAAGCCACAAGUUGUAUCAGCGUGUUCCUCCUCAGUUCUUGACCUCAGUGUGCCUAACUGGAUUUCACAGGAUGUAUUCUCCACCAACAGAACAAAAAUAUGGAGCUGGCAUCUACUUUAAAAGGAACCCCAAAAGCCUAAUUGAGGGUAGAAAUGUAUGGGAAACAGACUCUAAGAUGUACGUGUUUGAGGCUGAUGUAUUAACAGGCUUGUACACUGAAGGCAUGUCAUCCUAUAUUAUGCCACCAGCAGUGAAGGGGGAUGCCAUUAAGUUAUAUGACAGCUUGGUAGAUAAUGUAAACUGCCCUGACACCUUUGUCAUUUUCAACAGUAUUGGGGCCCUUCCACAAUAUUUGUUGACUUGUUCCCAAGUGAGGCACCAUGUAUCAGUACAGUAG
Messenger RNA from Chaetura pelagica (chimney swift), 2418 nucleotides. RefSeq names its product poly (ADP-ribose) polymerase family, member 9 (gene PARP9). The transcript is spliced from 10 exons. The coding region runs from base 1 to 2418 and encodes 805 amino acids. Gene Ontology annotation, biological process: positive regulation of type II interferon-mediated signaling pathway; negative regulation of gene expression. Gene Ontology annotation, cellular component: cytoplasm; nucleus. Lineage: Eukaryota; Metazoa; Chordata; Aves; Apodiformes; Apodidae. Gene Ontology annotation, molecular function: transcription corepressor activity; NAD+ poly-ADP-ribosyltransferase activity; ubiquitin-like protein ligase binding. The record is from RefSeq and is a predicted model, not a curated record.